UGCAUUUAAGGUUGGCAACGCCGUGCAAAAUACGACCAGACGCUGCUUUUUUACGUGCGGCAUCCGAAAAUAAUUAAAAAUUGGCAAGAAAUACACAGGCGGCGCACCUUAUUGCAGUUCCAACUCGUCGCAGGGGCAGUCUCGCAGAAAAGUUACAUAUUUUGGUAGCAGGAACGACACACAGGAGCCGCCACCAUGGCUGAGUACUUGGCAUCCAUUUUUGGCACGGAAAAGGACAAGGUCAACUGCUCGUUCUACUUUAAAAUCGGCGCCUGCCGCCACGGAGACCGGUGCUCGCGUAUCCACAACAAACCGACCUUCUCGCAGACGGUGCUACUCCAGAAUCUGUACGUGAACCCGCAAAACUCGGCCAAAUCCGCAGAUGGCUCACAUCUGGUGGCCAAUGUCUCCGACGAGGAGAUGCAGGAGCACUACGACAACUUCUUUGAAGACGUAUUCGUCGAGUGCGAGGACAAGUACGGCGAAAUCGAGGAGAUGAACGUGUGCGACAACCUAGGUGACCACCUGGUCGGCAACGUCUACAUCAAAUUCCGCAACGAAGCAGACGCGGAGAAGGCGGCGAACGAUUUGAAUAACCGGUGGUUCGGUGGAAGGCCAGUCUACUCCGAACUGUCGCCGGUCACCGAUUUUCGCGAGGCCUGCUGCCGGCAGUACGAGAUGGGCGAGUGCACCCGCUCAGGAUUUUGCAAUUUCAUGCACUUGAAGCCCAUCUCGCGGGAGCUGAGGCGGUACCUCUACUCCCGCCGCCGUCGAGCCCGCUCCCGUUCCCGCUCUCCCGGCCGCCGUCGCGGCUCCCGCAGCCGGUCACGGUCUCCGGGACGCAGAGGCGGCGGGCGGGGUGACGGAGUCGGCGGUGGCAACUACUUGAAUAACGAGCGGGACAACAUGCGCGGCAAUGACCGCGGCAACGAUCGCGAUCGCCGCAAAGGAGGUGGCGGAGGAGGAGGCGGCGGCGGUGGGCGGUAUUAAAUCUUCUGGACAUUUUUCAAUACGAUGGCAAUUGAAAGAGACGACAGCGACGGACAAGCAAAACGCCAAGUAUCGUGUAUUUUAUUCUCUGCGUUAGUUUUCCACUUUUUUUAUAUCACUUCGGAGGAAAGAGGAGCUGAGGAGGAGCAAAGAAUGAUGGGGUGUUCCACCACCACCUAUGUACAAACCCCCCGCGAAAUACUUUACCGAGCGCCCAUUAGAAUUGUAAUUUACUAUACACACAUUCGUAAUAAUAAAAUUGAGUAAUACUAUAUGUAUACAACAAGUAA
Molecule: messenger RNA, 1280 nt
Organism: Drosophila ficusphila
Lineage: Eukaryota; Metazoa; Arthropoda; Insecta; Diptera; Drosophilidae
Gene: U2af38
Product: splicing factor U2af 38 kDa subunit
Exons: 2
Coding region: 196-990 (264 amino acids)
Biological process (GO): mRNA splicing, via spliceosome
Cellular component (GO): U2AF complex; spliceosomal complex
Molecular function (GO): metal ion binding; pre-mRNA 3'-splice site binding
Source: RefSeq, a predicted model, not a curated record